CUGGUGGCCGUGACAGCCACGUGCUGGAUGACCGUCAUCCCGCCAUCCUCACCCUCUGCUUCCCCCAGUCCUUUCCGUACGGCUUUUCUGGUCAGCGCCCCCGCGGCAUGUCUUUUCCGGCGUAUUGUCGCCACCUGCUGCACCGCGUGCCACGAACGCAAUUCGGCGGCAAUCUCAUGCUGCUGGCACGCAUGUACGACAUCUGCGUGCGCCACGAAAGCAUGGUGCAAGUGGGCAUUACCAUGAACAUGCGGCCGCAUCUUGGCGAGCCAGCAGCGUGUGUGCCGUGUGAUGUCAUCCGUGCUAUGGGCACCAUACUGGCACUGCCGUAUCGGCACUCGCAGCGGCGGCAGCUGCUUGCGCAGCAGUCGCCGCUGGUUAAGGUGCUGGUGGAGGGGGCCCGCCUCAGUACUCUGCGCCUCGACCUCACAGAUGCUUAUUACAAUGGUGCGCGAUCCAAGAUGCAUGCAGCCGCCCUCACCAUUGGCUGGCCCCCGCUGUUCUUCACCGUAAAUCCGGCAGAUAUGCAUGCAGCCUGUGCAGUCAUGGCCUCCGGACAGGUGUUGGACUUCGACGAUGACGGACGACCGCAACAUAUCCCGAGCACGGUGGAGAAGUGGCGGCGUGUGAAGGAUGACCCGUACAGUUGCGCCGCCCUGCUGGUGGCCACCAAGGAGGUUCUGGUGGAGGAGCUCUUCGGCUUCACGCCGGGCGCCAUGCAGCAGACGAACCCGCGCUGCUUCUGCGGGCUCACGUUUGAGGUGGCAGUCAAGGUGGAGCAGAGCGGCCGCCUCGCCCUGCACAUCCACGGUGUUGCACAUGUGGCCGAUAUGUGGCCG
Molecule: messenger RNA, 839 nt
Organism: Volvox carteri f. nagariensis
Lineage: Eukaryota; Viridiplantae; Chlorophyta; Chlorophyceae; Chlamydomonadales; Volvocaceae
Exons: 1
Source: RefSeq, a predicted model, not a curated record